Messenger RNA from Dracunculus medinensis (Guinea worm), 1068 nucleotides. The record is from the annotation of a GenBank genome assembly. NCBI's taxonomy places the organism in Eukaryota, Metazoa, Nematoda, Chromadorea, Rhabditida, Dracunculidae.
AUGGUAAUCGAAAGUGAUUCCUCAAGCGGCGGGGAUGUUAGCAGUAAUAUUGGUUCUGAACUAAUUGUAACCAGCCAAGGCGAAUCGGAUGUAUCAGAAAGUACAGUUACGUCUAACCAUUCAAUGAAUACACAAAGUACUAUUCCAUCUGAGCGACAUUCAUCAAAUUUUGGUGGUAAAAGAUCUUCUUCAAGGUCUAAAAGUUUUAUUCAAAAGCAUGCUAUUCGAUCAAAUGGAUCCAGUCAACUUUUUUUCAAGACAGACAUAGUUAAUAGCCCGAAAAAAUUCUCAAGUGAUGCGACAUCAUAUUCCACAAGUAUUUGCACACUGCUACGGAAAACUCCUUCUCCUUCUGAUUUUAAAAUAUUGCAAAAUUUUUCACCUUCUUCUUGUCAUCAAAAGGUAAAAAAUAAAAAAAUCGAUGGGGAAUACCGAGAAUCAAACGUUGAGAAUAUGCGAAAAAAGCGUAAAUCUUCGCAAAAAUCGAGCGAAUCCGGUUCAUCGUCUGGCAAAAUUUAUCAAAUCCGAAACGAUAACGCACGACAAAUCUUGCAGGAUAUGAAAUCGGAACAGAAGAAUUUUGCAAAAAGUAAAUCGGAUGAUAGAUAUAAAAUAUUAUCGAAUCAUUUCUCGAGAACUCCUUCAUCUUUAUCAGAUGAUUCUGCUGAAUAUCGCAAUGAAAGUAUUUUGGACAAGACGAGAGAUGAAUUUCCGCGAAGGGACGGAUCACUGGAAAAACUAAAAUAUUCCGAAGAACGAACAAUCCAUAGCGACGUUGCCUUUAGCGAAAGUCAGUUAGCAUCAAGUGCUAAUAGCAGUAAUUGUAUCCUGCAAACGGUCUCGUCGAAUUCUUCUUCAUACAGUUUCAAAGACGAUUUCGAGGAUAUUUUGACAAGAUUUAUAAAAAAUAUUAUUGAGAAGGAAAAGAAAACUUACGGUUUAAAUAAAAAUUUAAUAAGCUCUUUUGCGCAGACCGAUGAUUUUGAUGAACAAAAGCUUUCCAAAGCCCUUACUGAAGAGAUUAAAGGUUUUGUUUGUUGUUAUAUUAUUAUUGUAAAUUGGCAAUAA